Molecule: messenger RNA, 1241 nt
Organism: Corticium candelabrum
Lineage: Eukaryota; Metazoa; Porifera; Homoscleromorpha; Homosclerophorida; Plakinidae
Product: transcriptional adapter 1-like
Exons: 10
Coding region: 41-1105 (354 amino acids)
Biological process (GO): regulation of transcription by RNA polymerase II
Cellular component (GO): SAGA complex
Molecular function (GO): transcription coactivator activity
Source: RefSeq, a predicted model, not a curated record
UGACUGUUGUAAUAAAUGCCCGUAUUAACCACACCAAGACAUGGAUGUUGUGACAGCUAGACGACAACUAGCUGAAGUUCUUGGAGAACGCUGUUCGACAUAUUGGAGUACGCUGAGACAGUGGUACAAACACAAGAUAACAAAGUCAGAAUUUGAUGAUCAAGCUAGAGCUUUGUUGGGGGAACAGAAUGUUCAUUGUCAUAAUGAGUUCCUACUUGCCAUCCUUGCCAAGUGCCAAAUUGUACAACCACAGCUAGAACAAACAGAGCCAACAGGAAAUUCUGUUAGGCAUUCUUUGUCUCUAUCUGGUUCUGUCGAUUCAGGAAGCCAUGGAGGACUGUCUCAUAGGAAGCAAUCGGCUGUACUAGAGGAUCAAAAAGACACAAGCUUGGCUACUAAACGGAAACAUCGGCUUAGCUCGACACACUUUGAGACUGUAUUCUCACCAGUGUCAAGUGGCUUUAUGCUUUAUUCAGCCGACUGUAUGGAAAGUCUACAACACCAGGAUUACGCUCGUGCCAAGCAGAUCCAGUUGUGCUCUCAGGAUAUGUGCUUGCCCGAUGCAAUAUCUCUUUAUGGGCGUCUUUUACUGCUGGCACUAGACAUGGAACUUGACAAUGUUGCUGAUGAUGUUCCUCACCUUGUCGCUUUAGCUGUGGAGGCUUUUAUUAAGAACGUUUUUGAAGGUGUUGUUGGGCGACGGAAGUCAUACAGCUUGCGUGAUGGUCAUUUUAGGCACUCUUACUUGUGGGAUCCUCCACUACAGAAAAGGCAGAAGAUUUAUAAUUCACGGGGAACCAAAACCAUAGACACUGGACCAUCAAUGACGGGAAGUAAGCUACCUACUCGAUGUCAGCGAGUUUUAUGCAGAACAAGUGAAAGUGAAGCAGCUCAGAUUUUAUCAGCACGUGUGCAUGGACAAAGAAGAGGCUUGAUAACACUAGUCGAACUAAGAGAUACAUUACAGGUUGACCGACGAUUGGUUCCAAGCAAUGCUGUAUUGUGUACUAACAUGGAAAGGCUUCUGGCGAAGAUAUGGCACUCUGGAACUCUGGAGCAAAACCAUGAUUUCUUAUAUAGACAUACUUUGCAAAGACUGUCAUGAAAUCAAACGUUAACCUGUUGAAUGUCAAGCAACUGCAUCAUGAGCACUAGAGAAUUGUGUGUGUCAGAAUGCUAGUAUACUAAAUAAUAGUAAAUAAUAAUACAGAAUUAGUAAUGAUGCAAUACAGUACUGUAGU